Molecule: messenger RNA, 1789 nt
Organism: Octopus bimaculoides (California two-spot octopus)
Lineage: Eukaryota; Metazoa; Mollusca; Cephalopoda; Octopoda; Octopodidae
Molecular function (GO): protein binding
Source: RefSeq, a predicted model, not a curated record
UACGAUGUCAUUACUCAUUUUCUGCAGGACAUUAAUGUUAUUAACUUCCGAUUGAGAGCUUCAGUUCCUGUCAGCCGUCAACAUGUAUGCUGCAAAAGUGAGGAAAGUUACAAAGAAGCCAAAUAAAUGCGAAUCCUGUUUGAAGGAGAUCAGCAUUUAUAAAUGUCCCAAGUGUUUGAUCAGAUAUUGUUCCCUGAACUGUUAUAAGAUUCACUUCUCUCUGCCAGAAUCCUGUGCUUCAAAAUCUAAGGAGAAUUCUGCUGUGACUUCACAAGAAAAUGGACAAAAUGGGAUUAAAGAAUCUGAAGAUAACCACAAUACAACUAAAAAAAGUGAAGAGAUCCAGACGACUGCUAAAGAGCCUGAAGACUUCCAGACGACUGCUAAAGAGCCUGAAGACUUCCAGACGACUGCUAAAGAGUCUGAAGACUUCCAGACGACUGCUAAAGAGCCUGAAGACUUCCAGACGACUGCUAAAGAGAUUGAAGACUCCCCAAUGACUGCUAAAGAAUUUGAGGACAGCCAGAUGACUGCUAAAGAAUCUGAACACGUUCAGAUAACUGUUAAUGAAUCUGAAGACAUUCUGAUGAAUGCCAAAGAAUCUGAACACGUUCAGAUAACUGUUAAUGAAUCUGAAGGCAUUCUAAUGAAUGCCAAAGAAUCUGAACACGUUCAGAUAACUGUUAAUGAAUCUGAAGGCAUUCUGAUGAAUGCCAAAGAAUCUGAACACAUUCAGAUAACUGUUAAUGAAUCUGAACACGUUCAGAUAACUGUUAAUGAAUCUGAAGGCAUUCUGAUGAAUGCCAAAGAAUCUGAACACGUUCAGAUAACUGUUAAUGAAUCUGAAGGCAUUCUGAUGAAUGCCAAAGAAUCUGAAAAUGGUAUUGUGAAUGAUAGUGUAUCUGAAGCUGGAGAAAUGGAUAUUAGUAAGAAGACAAAUGGUAAUAUUGCUGAAGACAUUGAAAGGAAUGAUUGUUUACUGGUAGAGGAUAUCCAGGAGAAUGUUAAUUUGAAGGGUAAUGGAGAAAUGAAUGUUAAUAAAGCUGAUGACAUAGAAAUGAAUGUUAAAGAAUGUGAAAAUGAGAAAAUAAAUUGUAAUGUGGUUGAUGAUGGACAAAUGAAUGUCAGUACAACUGACUGUGGGUUAAUGAAUGUUAAAAGCUUGGAAGAUGGGAAAGUGGAUGUUAAUGAAUGUAAAAAUAGAACCAAAACGAAUGUUAGUUUACUGGAAAAUGAGGAAAGAAAUAACGACAGUCUUACUGAAGAGAAGGGGGUGUCAGCGGAUGUUAAAUUGAAUGCAGACGAACAGCAAAAGGUUGUUAGUUUAUCUGAUGAAGGAGAAAUAAAUUCUAAUGAAGUUCAACAAAGAAAGACUGUUAUAGAUAGAGAUGAUCAAUUAGAUGUUAGUUUAGCUGAUGAUGACCGAUCGAACGUUAACUCCAGAAGAGAUGAUCCAGAUGAACAGAGCAGUAGAUAUAAUCCAACAGAUGUAGGAAUGACAGAAGAUCAAGUGUUACCAUCACAGCUCAAGAAAUUAGACACAUCUAAGAAACUACAUGAGCUUCUCAGCAACCGGCAUCUACGGGACAUGCUCAUUAGAUUAAACUCAUCAGAUAACAUAAGCCAUGCCAUUGAAGCAGCCAUGCAGGAACCCAUAUUUAGUGAAUAUGCUUCUGUGUGUUUGGAAGUUAUAGGAGAUAACAACACCAGCACUGAAGACAUGUUUCCUGAUAGAUAAUUAGUUGGAAUUAUAUUUUUUUAUCCUGUGUAAAUAAAAUUAUGGAAUUCA